Molecule: messenger RNA, 13551 nt
Organism: Phycodurus eques (leafy seadragon)
Lineage: Eukaryota; Metazoa; Chordata; Actinopteri; Syngnathiformes; Syngnathidae
Gene: phip
Product: pleckstrin homology domain interacting protein
Exons: 40
Coding region: 3977-9487 (1836 amino acids)
Biological process (GO): regulation of transcription by RNA polymerase II; cytoskeleton organization; regulation of cell shape
Cellular component (GO): nucleus
Molecular function (GO): protein binding
Source: RefSeq, a predicted model, not a curated record
AAAUAGUAAUAACGUAAUCAAAUAGAAUGUAAAGAAAUAAAAGGUGUUUCCUUAAUUGCAAAAUUUCUUUGCACUUCACUUUCACUGAACUUUAUCUUAACUGUAUUUGCCUUUUUCACCCCAAAAUAAUUUUGCGACUUUUUUUUCCACGUUACAAAAACAAUCUCAAAUAGAUGAGUUUUUCCACAAAUAACCGAUAGGUUCAGACAAAAUGUUUUUGUCUCAUCUCCCAAGGAGAAGCGAUCACCUCCCUUGACCUGUUGUGUAUUUUUGUUGUUAUAUUAACAGCGGUUAACUUCAUUUAACACUCGUAACACAGUUAUUCCUUAGACCUUUGUCAUUACAUUUAAUAACAAUUUCAACAAAUAUGGAAACAUUUUGAUUGUAAACGUGUUGGGAGACUUCGCUGUCCCAUCCUGUGCAUUCCACAGUGACAUUUGAUGGCGUUUUUCGACCAUGGGGCCCCUGCACAGCUGUGUGAGUUACCGUGUGUAUGUGUGUAGUUGUACAUCUUUUUGUGUGAGGCCACGUGGCACAGACGAAUACGAAAAAUAGAUGUGUCAGGAAGUGAAAAGUCAGCAAUCGGGGGGGAGCCAAUGUGGCACCUCUGCCGCCAUUCACAGACACGGACACAAUACGUAGGCCGUUGGUUGGCUUUCUUUUUCAAAUUAAAGGUGAAAUUAAAUUACUAAAGAUCAGUGGAGGUGGGAAGUAACAAACUACAAAUACUUAGUUACUGUAAUGUAAAUACAUUCUUUAGGUAGCCGUACUUUACUUGAGUAUUUGUUUUUCUAUUUUACUUUUACUCCCUCCAUUGAAAGCAGGUAUUUGACUCCAAAAUAGGUUUGUUAAUUUUUUUCAACCUCUGCGGAUGAUGACACACAAGACGUUAAAAAAAAUAAUAACUAAAGAGCGGCAAAGUCAACUGCAGUUGAGAUCUUGAUUGGCUGAUUGAGUGCGAUCUGCCAGUCUUAUAAGGCAGGAAAAAAAACAAAAAACAGUGACAGCAGCGACAUGGAGCAUUGAACUGGGAUGUGACGGCAACCUAUUCGGAGAUGCAAGAUAGUCCCCAUCAAUGGCCUAAUUUGAGAUCUUUGUUUUACAUUGUCCCCUAAAAGAAUAAUUUCUGUUGAAUUUAGUAUGCUUUGUGAGUCAACAACCUUAACAAAUCUAUGGGAACACGUUUUGAUAGCAUAAAAGGUGAGCCAAAGCUAGCCAGCUAGUUUAAAAACAACAACAUGCAACAUGAUUUUUUUAUUAUUAUUAUUAGUGCUAUGUAAGUUAAUAAAAGAGGAAAACUAGUUUGUGCACAAACUAGUUUCCCCCCCGUUGUACCACGUUAUCAAAACGGGCAAUGUAUAUAAUUGAUAUUAAAAAUGCAUUUUUACUCGUAAUUAUUUCAAAGUCCAUGUUUUUUUUUUUUCAAACAUUUCCUUAAGUACAGGAAUUGAAUCAGUAGCCCUACUUUUACCGGAGUAUUUUUCUAACACAAGUACCUGUACCUAUACUUGAGUACAGAGUCUUGAGUUUAUCCACCUCUGCUAAGCUUGUUAUGCAUAAUAAUUAUGGUCUGAUGUGAGGUGCGCCUGUAAAUAAUGUUCAUUUUCUUAACUGCCAUUAGAUAAAUCAUCAUGAUUUUAUGAAAAUAUGUGAAAGUUUAGCACAACAUAAAUACUUUAUCAUAGUAAGAGAAAUUAAAUGACGUCAUUGUACGCCUUUUUAGGGGUGGGCAAACUUUAGAUCCAGGGCCACGUUUGAAUUUUAAAACAGACAGAUGGGCCAGGUAAUAUGAAAAAAAACCCAUGUAAAACAGUUAAUUAUAAUAAAACCAUUCUUGUUAUUUGUUAUUGAUUUGAUUCACUGUAGCUGUCCCUCAGCUCAAUGAAAAGGCGAGACAUUUUCACGAGUGCUUCAAUUUAUUUGUAAAUUGGUAUUACCAGACACUGUGCACUCGUCAAACACCUUGAAAACUAAUUUGGAUGGGUGCUUCACUUCAUUUGGUUUAAAACCCAUGCAUGUGACUCUUGAAUGUGCAUGUGUUUUGGUGGGUGUGCACACUUUAUACACUCUUGAUCCUGUCAGAUGUCCCUUGUAACUUAUCUUCAUUAUAUGCAAUAUAUAAUAUCACGAUUAUAGGAAUGCAACUCACUCUGCAACAACUUGGCUUCAGUACGGGAAUCUCACAGGGUCAAGACCUGCAACACAGAACACUUGAGGGACUAAAAGUCAUGAGGGAAUUCCGAAGGAUGUCACUUUGCUUACCGAGAACAGCUGAUGGAUGACUGACUACCUUUGAGCAAGACUGCCUGUGGAUCUUACUGUGAUUAUGUAUACCGUAGGUAAACCAAAUAAAUAAAAAUAAAAAAGUAAUCAAGUGUCAGUUAAAUGUCCACCAGGAUUUGCUUAUUGGCAAUCGAUUAUUUUAGUUUAAACUAGAGCUGCACAAUAUAUCGUUUGAGCAUCGUCAUUGCAAUGUACACGAGUGGCUGUGUCCAACCUGACAGUGUAUAACUCUCCAAAUAAGAGGCUUAACAUCCUUGGUUCAAAUUGCUUGUUGCUCCCAGUUGUAGUACACUGUUUAAACUGACGUAAAACAACUAAACAACAAGCGUCAGCUAACUUAAUGCUAACAUGCACUCAUAGAUAUAAUGCAAAUUAUGUUGAAAAAUAUAAAAUAAGAUUGAUGAAAAACAAAUGUGUGAGGAAUGUGCUAAUGGCUAUACAGUACAUCCUACAGUAACAUGAAACAAAUAUUUUAACUUAAUAUUUUAACUUAUUUACCUGCUCAAUACUAUAGUACAUUUAAAUACAGGUAGACCUCAGUAUACCUACGUGCGCAACUGAGCAAAGUUCAUUUUCAACAAAAGCUAUUAUAAACUGUCCAAACAGACCAGAUAGGGAACAGCGGCAUGUUUGCUGAUUUUCACACGCCCCCCCCCCCCCCCCCCCCCCCCCCAAUAUCGCACUGCAUCCCUGUGUUGGCCAACAGCUGUUAAUAUGUGUAUUUGAGUCACUUCAUAUGAAUUUAAACUGUUUUAGUAAAUCCAGGAGGAAGUGUAACGUCGCCAUAUCUGUGAUAAUUGCCAUAAUGUUGCCUCAAUGUUUCCAUCGUAUUCCCCACAUUCACGAGGUUUUCCUUUAUCAUUAGGCUGCGUUGUUGCCCCCUCUGCCGCUAACGACAACCCUUCCCCCAUUUUAGUGUCAGGCGGCGUUGAGGAGAGACCGACUUCUUCCGCGUCGAGCAGGCUCCCGAGGAGGGCGAGUGUAUAAGCGACAUCUUGCUCGAGUAACACGAAAACGAAAUACUUAAGCAAACAUAACGUCGGCUCCAAGUUGGCUUUUAACAGCUAGCCCGGCUCGCACGCGGAUUCGGCAGCCAUGUUUUACGUCUACAAAUCUCAAGAGUGUCCAUCCGCCCGGCUCGACUAAUGGUCAGUCAUUACUUAACAACUCGUCAAGUGUCGUAGAUGUUAAGUAUAGACCAAUUCGAAGUAAAAAAUUAUAAUAAUAAUAUAUAUUUUUUUAAACCAGCAACAACUCUCUUACUUGAGUAGGCUGCCAUUACAACCUCCUCUCUACAGUGGCCUAUGCGUGAAACACACCGCUGAUAUCCCUCCGCCGAGGGCUCGCGUUUUCUCCUUAGGAGGGGGAGGGGGAUGUGUAUCAAACACGAACAGAAGAUUAAAAUUCCACCACUAAAAUCAACAUUUUCCCUCGUAUGAGCGUAUGUCUGUGCAUAUUGUACGUCCUUGGCAUUUGCGGUGGUGUUUGGCGUUGAAACUCGCCCGGCUGGCACUAGUCUGGGCCUGCGCGCGGAGGAGCACCUCGAGCGGAGGCGAGCCGGGACUGUUUUCGAGCGCCUGAAUGGAGGCAGCCUCUUCCUGGUGGAUAAACAGUGACAGCUACAGGGCAGCCACCGACACCCAGCGGCCCGGCUCCGGCUCCGGCGCUGCCCCCGCCGAAGCACGCCGAAAACAUGGCUUCACACAGGCCGCACAUCGCGCAGUUGACUUCUGAGCUCUACUUCCUAAUCGCCCGCUUUCUCGAAACCGGACCUUGCCAGGAAGCAGCCGAGACGCUGAUAAGGGAGGUGGAGGAUAAGGAGCUGCUGCCCAGGAGGUUGGACUGGACCGGGCAGGAACACCCCGGGACGUAUGAGGAUUUGGUGAAGCUGUACCGCCACAUCAGUCCUGAGCACCUGCUGCACGUGUGCUCCAGGGUGUGUCCUCUCCUGGAGCGGGACGUCCCAGCCAGCGUGCCGGGACUCACCAGCCUCCUUGGGGCGGGCCGACAGAAUCUCCUCCGCACGAGCAAGAGUUGCAAGCAUGUGGUCUGGAAGGGUUCAGCGCUGGCAGCGCUUCACUGCGGACGACCGCCAGAGCCUCCCAUCAUCUACGGGAGCCCGGCCAACAUCGUUGAAACGAGCCACGGUCGGCGGCUGAAUGGUUUUUACCGCCUGCGCCAGUUAGUGCCAACCGCAGUGUAUCAACACAUGAAGAUGCAUAAGAGAAUCCUGGGACAUCUGUCCUCAGUCUACUGCGUCACCUUCGACAGGACCGGACGACGCAUAUUCACCGGCUCUGAUGACUGCCUCGUGAAGAUCUGGAGCACAGACAACGGCUGUCUGCUAGCAACGUUGCGUGGGCACGCCGCCGAGAUCUCUGACAUGGCGGUGAGCUACGAGAACACCAUGAUUGCCGCCGGCUCGUGCGACAAGACCAUCCGCGUGUGGUGCUUGCAGACGUGCGCGCCGCUGGCCGUGCUGGAGGGCCACGCCGCAUCCAUCACUUCCUUGCAGUUUUCUCCUCUGUGUAGUGGCUCCAAGCGCUACCUGUCCUCCACGGGCGCCGACGGCACCAUCUGUUUCUGGCAGUGGGACGCACGUACACUCAAGUUCGGUCAGAGGCCUAGUAAGUUCACUGAGCGUUCCAGACCCGGCGUCCAGAUGAUGUGCUCCUCCUUCAGUGCAGGUGGGAUGUUCCUGGCGACAGGAAGCACGGAUCACAUCAUCAGGGUGUACUACUUUGGCUCAGGACAACCAGAGAAGAUCUCAGAACUGGAGUCCCAUACAGACAAAGUUGACAGCAUCCAGUUCUCACACUGCAGUGAUCGGUUUGUGAGCGGUAGCAGGGACGGCACAGCGCGCAUCUGGCAGCUGCACCCUCAAGGCUGGAGGAGCAUUCUACUGGAUAUGCAGACCAAAUUACCAGGAAAGUACAACCCCCCAGCGCUGGAAGACAAGGUGACCAAGCUGAAGGUCACCAUGGUGGCGUGGGACCGCCACGACAGCAUGGUGAUCACCGCAGCCAACAACCUGACACUGAAGGUGUGGAACUCCAUCAGCGGGAACCUGGUUCAUGUCCUGAUGGGUCAUGAGGACGAGGUGUUCGUCCUGGAGCCCCACCCCUUCGACCCCCGCAUCCUCUUCUCGGCGGGGCAUGACGGCAAUUGUAUCGUGUGGGACCUGGCCAGAGGCCUUAAGAUCCGCUCCUACUUCAACAUGAUCGAGGGUCAGGGGCAUGGGGCGUUGUUUGACUGCAAGUGUAGCCCAGACGGUCAACACUUUGCUGCCACCGACUCCCACGGUCACCUGCUCAUCUUCGGCUUCGGAUCCAGCAGCAAGUACGACAAGAUCGCCGACCAAAUGUUCUUCCACACCGACUAUCGGCCGCUGAUCCGCGAUGCCAACAACUACGUGCUGGACGAGCAGACCCAGCAGGCGCCUCACCUCAUGCCUCCUCCCUUCCUGGUGGACGUGGACGGCAACCCCCAUCCACCCCGAUACCAACGGCUGGUGCCCGGCCGGGAGGGCUGCCGGGACGAGCAGCUCAUCCCACAAAUGGGCGUAACCUCCUCAGGCUUGAACCAAGUGGUCAGCGAGCAGGCGGUGGACGGCCCUAGUCCUCUGGACACUAUGAUCCAGAGAUUACAGCAGGAGCAGGACCAGAGGCUGGGUUCCAACGAGACACCUGCUGCUGCUGUUACUGCGAGCUCCCGAGUCGGUAGAGCGUCUGUGGGUUCUCCGUCAGAGGUGCCCUCACCACCUAACGUGGGCCUCCGUCGCAGCGGGCAGAUCGAGGGCGUGCGGCAGAUGCACAGCAAUGCUCCGCGCAGCCAGAUGGCCACUGAGGGAGACCUGGUAGCAUGGAGCCGCCGGGUGCUGGUGCCUGAGCUGGAGGACGCCUCAGUCAGGAAACAGGUGAACUGGCGAGAGGCUAAAGGGGAGGAGGAGAUCAACAUUUACCAGUCGGAACGCCGGAGACGCACCAUCCACUCCCUGCCCAAGGAGAGCAGAGUUCAUCCAACUUCAGAGAGCGUGGCUGAUGAGGGGAGGCGGAGUCAGGGUAACCACGGUUACCAGACCCGAGCAGCUGUGGAGGAGACGAGCCGGCAGAGCGCCGAGGCAGCUGACGAUGAUGACAGCAUCUCGGAGGGCGAGACGGAGGUGCGGCAGAUCAACGGACACUCGUCAGAAGAGGAGAAGGAUGAGGAGCAAAAAGAGCCAUGGCCUGAUGAUCACAGCAGUUCAAGUGACUACUCAAGCGAUUACUCAGACUGGACGGCCGACGCAGGCAUCAACCUGGAGCCGCCCAAGAAAAGCGUGAAGGUGAAGAAGAAGAGCAGCAGCUCGGAAGAAGAUGGAGACAAAAAGCGAGAUCCCAAGAAAGAACGCAAGAAGGACAAAGCCGACAAGGACUGCACGCUACCAAAGAAGAAGAAGCCAAAGGAGAAGAGGAAGAGAGCAGAGUUGCAGGACCAAGGGCUAACUUUGGAGGAGUGGCUUCCCUCUUCCUGGAUCACAGACCUGCUUCCCAGGAGGUGUCCUUAUAUUCCACAGAUGGGAGACGAGUUGUACUACUUCCGUCAGGGCCACGAAGCAUAUGUGGAGAUGGCAAAACAAAAGAAGAUUUACAGCAUCAAUCCUAAGAAGCAACCCUGGCACAAGAUGGAGCUGCGGGAGCAGGAACUGAUGAAGAUUGUGGGGAUAAAAUACGAAGUGGGCUUGCCCACGUUAUGCUGCCUCAAACUGGCCUUCCUGGACCCGGACACCGGCAAACUGACUGGAGGAUCCUUCUCCAUGAAGUACCACGACAUGCCAGAUGUCAUUGACUUCCUGGUGCUGCGGCAGCAGUUUGACAACGCGAGGAAGAGACAGUGGACUAUAGGCGACAGGUUUCGCUCGGUGAUCGACGAUGCUUGGUGGUUCGGCACCAUCGAGAGUCACGAGCCGUACCAGCCGCAGUACCCCGACAGCUUGUUUCUAUGCUACAACGUCUGCUGGGAUAACGGCGACACAGAGAAGAUGAGUCCAUGGGAUAUGGAGCUCAUUCCUGAUGAGGCUUCUUUCCCUGACGAGUUGGGCACAAGUGUCCCGCUCACGGAGGAGGAGCACCGCGAUCUCCUGUACGUGCCGCUGGAUGGCGAAUGGGGAUGCCGCACGCGUGCAGACGAGUGCGAGCGCAUCAUCAAAGCCAUUGACCAGCUCUGCACACUGGACAUCGCGGCACCGUUUGCUUUCCCAGUGGACCUUCAAGCGUACCCCACCUACUGCACGGUGGUGGCUUACAUCACGGACCUCAGCACCAUACGCCAAAGGCUGGUCAACCGCUUUUACAGGCGACUGUCCUCUCUGAUGUGGGAAGUUCGUUACGUGGAGCACAACGCUCAAACGUUUAACGAGCCGGGCUCCUUCAUCGUCACCACUGCCAAGUUUGUCUCCGACCUCAUGCUGCAGUUCAUUAAGGACCAAAGUGUGACAGACCUAAUGCCACUCUACAAAACUCUGAAGAAGGCCACCUUCUCUGACUCUGAAGAUGAGGAUGAGGAGGAGGAUGAUGAGGACACGAGUACGCCAGGCACCUCCAUGCAAAACCACAAGGAGCGGCGUCCGACGAGGCGGCGUCUUCGCACACGGCCGCCCUCGUACGACCCUCAAGCGUGGCGAGGACGCUGCAAGGAGCUGCUGGACCUCAUCUUUCAGUGCGAGGACUCUGAACCCUUCAGAGAACCCGUGGACCUGCAGGAGUACCCGGAUUACCUCCAGAUCGUAGACUCACCAAUGGACUUUGGCACGGUCCUCAACACGCUGACUGCAGGCAAGUACCAGACGCCCAUCCAGCUCUGCAAGGACGGGCGCCUCAUCUUCAGCAACUCCAAAGCAUACACGCCCAGUAAGAAGUCCAGGAUCUACAGCAUGAGCCUGAGGCUGUCUGCGCUCUUCGAGGAGCACAUGAGCUCCAUCCUGGCCGACUACCAGGCCAUCCACGGCCUGACGGACAAGCUGACACGACGGACCGCCGAGCGCCAGGCCCGACACGCCACCCCGGACCAGCGACCCACGCGGCACGUCAAGAGGCGACGGCGCAGCGAGUCUCCCCCCAGCAGUCCGGCAUCCAGCCCAGAGAGGAAAAGGCGCGUCUCGUCCCGUGUGACGAGCAGGCGGGAGCCGUCGCCGCCUCCCUCGCGGCCCCCCUCCCUGAGGCAGAACCUUCCCCCGAAGCACACGCCUCCGGUGCUCAACGGGAAGACAGACACGCCGGCAGCGGGACGCACACGCAGCGCCGCAAGACACUUUGCGCUCUCGCCGCCCUCGUCGGCGUCAGCGCACAAUGCUAACACUACAGAGUCGACGCGCUCGCUGAGAACUCACAACUUUGUCUCCGCCUCCACGCCACCCGCAGUAGCCGAGAGGACGACGCCCACUCCGGCCGUGGAAGGUGGGGUGACGGGAAGCACUCGGCGGAAACCGAGGACGCCUGUGAGACGAAGAUCAGGGUCUCCUGAAAGUCCCCCUUCCCAGAGCACAGCCCACCUGAACGGCCACGGCGGUCACGUGACCGCCGGAGCGGGAAGGCGGGGCCGUAAAUCCAGAGCGGACCUUCCGGCGAGCCCUCCGCCGGACCCCGCGACUCCGGCCAGCCCGUCCAGGAGGCGCGGUCGCCCCCCGGGCAAGAAACGCGGCAGGAAGAGCAAAGCGGAUCUCGCUAGCCCCGCCCGUGAGGAAGAGCUCGACCAAUCCACAGGCGACGAGGGCGGCGCGGCGGUGACGUCGGACUCUGGCACGCCGAGGAAGAGGGGCCGACCGCGGUCCCUCAGAACUGAGGAGGUAACACCGCCACACCCGCCUCCCCCUCCUCCUCCUCCUACUUCCUUGGAGACCCCCGAACCUUCGCCACUGAGGAGGAGCAGCCGGCGAGCGCACGACGAUGUCACGUCCACGCCACGGACGCAAGGAGGCGCUCGGAAGGAUGGGCCGGCGGACCACCAGGAGGAGGAGGAGGACGAGGAGGAGGGCGAGAACGGGGCGGGGGGCUCCAUGCGUACCCGUAACCAGGGGCGACGCUCAGCCUGGUACGUGGAGGACGACUCUGAGGAGGAGCAGAGGCAGCUGCUCUUUGAGGACUCCUCCAUCACCUUCGGAACCUCCUCCAAAGGACGAGUACGCAAGCUGACAGAGAAGGCCAAGGCCAACCUGAUUGGCUGGUAGCCCGGCUAGCACACACACACACACACACACACACACAAAAAGCCCUUUUCACGCUGCCCAUCAAAGCCGGCUGUUUGCUGCUCGGUUUUCUGUGUGAACGAUACCAAUGCGGGAUUGGGAGUUGAUAAAGCUUUGGCAAAAAAUACAAUUUUCUGAAAAGACUCAAAAUUUGGGUUUUUUUUUUUUAUCCCAAACAUUUCAGAAAUACAUUUGGGGGGGUUUUCUGAAAAAAGAAUUAUACAUUUGGAUGUAUUUUUCUUUAAAAACAAAAACAAAACAAAAAUCUUGUGGGAUAAAAUUACUCCAAAUUUAAGAUUUUUCUUUUUAUCAAAACAUUUCUUAUUUUAUUGGUAUUGUUUUCAAAGCCCAAAAAAUGGAGAGCAGUGUUAUUUUCUGAAAUGUUUUGGGAUUCAAAAUAGAUACAUUUUCAAUAAUUGAGGAAAAAAAAUUAGGAUAAAAUCUUCCCCAGUCAUUUUCAUUUUUUUGUUUUGCAAAUGAAAAUAGGACUAAUUUUAAAAUUUUCUUCACUGUUAAAAUGAUUCAAAUUACAAUUAUUUAAAAAAGUUUGAAGAGAAAAGAAAAUCUGCAAAGCUAUGGAUGAAGAUAAUUUGGCAAGUUAACUGUUCAUCAAAAAUAUCAAAAAUAUGUAUUUUUAUAUUUUAUAGAUUAAAAAACUGGAGAAAAGCAAAACUUUAUGAAAAUGUUUGGAAUAAAAAUGUACACAAUUUUAAAUAUUUUGUAUAAAAAAGGAACAAAAUAAGAUUUUUUGGGGGGAGAAAAACACCCCAAAAUUUUCUACCCCAAAAUGUCACAUUUUUUGUUUUAUAAAUGAAAGAAGUUGAAAAAUCAAUUUUUUGUGUGUGUGUAAAAGUAGUAAUAUUAUUAUUAUUAUUACUAGUAGUAGUAUUACUAUUAUUAAUUACUCUUUAUUUUAUAAAUUAAAAUAAGAAGCGUAAAAAGAAAAAAAUGAGAAGAGAAUAAAAUCUGAAAAUCUGUGGAUAAAGAUUGAAGUGCUUGGUAAAAAGAAAAAUCUAACAAUUUGGCGAAAACCUUUUGUUUCUGAAAAUGUUGUUUGGAUAGAAAAAAAACUCAAACUGUUCCGAUUUUUAUUUUCUUCACGAAGAGUUCUGUUUCUCAUGCGGCAAUUUUGCAGAAACGCCGUGUGCAAGGGGCUGCACACGCUCGUUCACCCAGCUGCUGCUAAUCGAAACUGUGCCCCCCCUCCCUUCCUCCUCCUCCAAUAUUGGUCCAUGUUGGACCGCCCCCCCUUCUCUUAGUACUGUACUUGAAAGAAAAGCCGCAGGAGGAGCGCUUGCUUUAUUGAACUGUACCGACUCCGUUGGGUGGGCGGGGUCAAAGACGCCCACUUGAGUCCAGAACGUUUCCCCUGUCCCCAAACUUUGUUUUUAUACACCCUUUGCCCUCUACAUUUUUUUUUUUUUUUUUUUUUUCUAACAUUUGUACGUGAUGCUUUGCCCUCUGCUGGAAGUCUUAUGUGUUGCUGUCCAAUGAAAAGCAUGAAGCUCCAUAUAUUUAUGCCCAAAAAUUCUAAACCACACAUUUUUUUUCCCCAGCUUUUUUACCAAAAAUGUUAUGAUUUUUAUUACGAUACAAAGAAAACCCUUUGGCCAUACAAUGCUUUACAGUGGACAACAACAAUAUGGAAAUGUGUGUGUGUGAGGAUCAUGUCUAGCCAAUGAUAAUCCCAUUUUUAAUAUUUUUUUAUCCCGACAAUAUGAGUGUGUGUGUGCGUGCGUUGUCGCUGUCCAAUAAAAAGGAGGUAUUUCCAAAUUUGGUGAUUUAAAGUUUUAUCGCCACUCCUCCCAAAUUGUUUUAAUCAUGACAUUUUGUGAUUUCUGUCUUAUCAUGCAAAGAAGAUGAGAUGCAUGUUUUUCAAUGGACAACAAGACUUAUGUGUCCCUGUCCAAUGAAAUAAAUAAAUAUAUAUAUAUAUAUAUAUAUAUAUAUAUAUAUAUAUAUAUAUUUUUUUUUUUUUAAUUUAAAAAAUUUGGGGAUUUAAAAAAAACUUUUUCUCAGUAGAGUAUUUUGGGGGUGAUAAAAAGUGAGUCACCAAAUUUGGAGAAGUUUAUCCAGAAAAAGCUCACAAAAUGUGUAUAUACAGUACAUGCUUUCUAUGAGACAAGAGCAACAUGGAUGCGUGUGCUUCAAAACCAAAAUGUUGGUCAGAAGGGUUAUAUUGUGUUUUAUUGCGCGUUAACAUGGAGGGAAGAGAUGUGUAUGUCCUAACUGCAUUAGCAAUGUGCCUUUAUGUGUUUGACGUGUGCGUGCAUGUAUGUGUGUGCGAGAGAGAGAGGCAGACAAAAGUUGUGUAUUUAUUAGAUCUUGUGACUCAUAUCACGUAGCCAACGCUAUAGCCACAUGCACUUAUCCACAGCUUCUUCGCGAUGCCCUUUUGUAGAGCAUACACGCAUACACACAGUUUAAAAGCAAAUUGGGCCAAAUUGGCACGUGUCAUAUUCGCGGUCAGUGCUGGUGUGCCUUGAUGAAUCCUGUCAGGACCUUUUUAACGGGUCGUUUAGCUUUCGGGACCAGGCGAGGCUGGAUUCUCACCGAACAAAAAUGUCCAUCCUCCUCUUCCGUUGCUCCCACAUUAACGCCAUACAUGAUUUGUCAACUGUGUGUCAGGUUCAUGAUGUUUCGGACCCACUCGUACAGUGUUAAUGUGUACUUCUGAUGUUUUGAUUGACAGGCCCUGAGAGCGUGUUGAUUGAUGCAUGUUGUGGCCCAAAAUGUCACAUUACAUGAUACAAAGUGGAACCUCCAAAUUUCCAAUUUUUCUAUUUCCACAUUGGACACUAGGGCUGGUUUAUAUGGCCGAAUUCAAUUUGAAAAGCUUUCCCCACCGAAGUAGGCAUUCAUUUUUCCAGGUUGUUGUAGUAGUAUCUGAUUAACAGUUCCAAUAGAUGUGGUUUCAGCACAUUCAGCGGACACGCCCACAGCCUUAAAGUGCAGAUGCAUUUUUUUUUUCUUCACCAUGUUGAAGCCUCAUUUUAUAUAAUUGCUGAUAGUUUUGUAAUUAAAAUUUGGCAGGGUUGUUAACAACACUGGUAUGUCAAAUUCAUAAGACAGUUUUCAGUUUACAAAGACUUUAAACUUGCUAGUUGCAUUUUUGAACAACAGUCGCAAGAGAGGUCGGAAAAGUCGUGCUUUUGUAAACGAGCAUAGAAUUCAAAAUACUUAGUUUUCUUCCUUUUUUUUUUUUUCCUUUUUCAGAAAGAAUUUAAAUAUUUUCAAACAAACCGAAAAAGCUCACAAAAUGUCCUAACAUUUUCAAAAGAAAAAUCUUAAAACAUCUGGGGGAAAACAUUUUCUCAAAAAACUGUUUUGACAAAGGCAAAACCUCACAAAUGCAAGUGCAAAUACUUUCCAAAUAAACAUCUGGGGAAAAAAAUUGGAUGGCUGGAGGCAAACAAAAUUAUGUGAAUGUUUUGUGGAAGAUUAAAAGAGAAAAUUUGCUGACUUUGGAGGUUCCACUGUACAGCUGAUUAGAAAUUCUGUUUCCCUCAAAUGUGUCGCUGACCUGAUAUUAAUUCCCAUGCUACUUUAGGCUGAUUAUUAAGCAAUCAACUCAUUGCUGCUUAAGAAUGUUUUUUUUUGUUUUUUUUUUGCAGUGAGACUUACCCCGAACCCCUCCUGCUGUUUCUGCCUAAAUGUUAUGAAUGAGUCAUAUUUAUAUUUGAGCCCACCUUUGCAACCGUCCGAACACAUUUGAAAUGAUCUAAAAGGGGCCUUAAAGACAUGGAACAGUGGGGAAUUAAGUGUGUGUACGUGUGUGUGUGUGUGUGUGUGUGUGUGUGUGUGUCAUGUGAGCAUUUCCAGUUGUCCAAGAGGGCGCAGCAUGAAGGGAGAGGCUUCUGUUUCACACGUCUUUGUUAGUUUGGAUACUUUUUUAUAUGAAUCUAUUAAUAAUGAAAUCAACAUGAAAAGAAGAAGCCUCAAGCUAGAAUGUACGUAUACGUUUGUGUGUGUGUAGGCAAAGUACUGCUGUCUUGUUAGUUGAUACACACAAUAUUUUAAUGAAAUAAAACAGUUGUGUUUCUGUA